Ascoidea rubescens DSM 1968 is the source of this 1468-nucleotide messenger RNA. RefSeq names its product tryptophan--tRNA ligase WRS1 (gene WRS1). Lineage: Eukaryota; Fungi; Ascomycota; Saccharomycetes; Ascoideales; Ascoideaceae. Gene Ontology annotation, molecular function: tryptophan-tRNA ligase activity; ATP binding. The coding region runs from base 35 to 1321 and encodes 428 amino acids. The record is from RefSeq and is a predicted model, not a curated record. The transcript has a single exon. Gene Ontology annotation, cellular component: cytoplasm. Gene Ontology annotation, biological process: tryptophanyl-tRNA aminoacylation.
ACCAACUUUAACAAUUAGAAGCAAAAAGUAAGCAAUGUCAGCUGAGAAAUUAAAUAAAGAUCUUUCGGAUUUAUCAGUUAAAGAGGAGGCAAAAGAACAGAUAAUCACACCUUGGGAAGUUGAGGGUGCAGUGGUUGAUGGAAAAGCCCAACUGAUUGAUUAUACCAAACUAAUUAAACAGUUUGGUACCAGACAGAUUAACAAUGAAACACUAGAACGUUUUACUAAAGUUACAGGACACGAACCUCAUAUUUUUCUCAAAAAGGGAGUCUUUUUUUCGGAAAGAGAUUUUAAUAAAAUCUUGGACUUAUAUGAACAAGGUAAACAAUUUUUCCUUUAUACAGGAAGAGGACCUUCUUCAUCAUGUAUGCAUUUGGGUCAUAUGGUGCCUUUUAUUUUCACAAAAUGGUUGCAAGAAGUGUUUGAUGUGCCAUUAGUUAUUGAGUUGACAGAUGACGAAAAAUUCUUGUUUAAACCAAAAUUAACAAUUGAUGAUGUGAAAAAGUUUGCAGUUGAAAAUGCCAAAGAUAUUAUUGCAGUUGGUUUUAAACCUGAGAAUACAUUUAUAUUCAGUGAUUUGGAGUAUAUGAAUGGAGCAUUUUAUGAAAAUGUUGUUAGAACAUCAAGGCAAAUCACCACUACAACGGCCAAGGCGGUUUUUGGAUUUAAAGAUUCGGAUUGUAUUGGAAAAAUUCAUUUUGCAUCAGUUCAAAUUGCAACAGCAUUUCCAUCAAGUUUUCCAAAUAUUUUAGAUCUACCACCAAAAACACCAUGUUUGAUUCCUUGUGCAAUUGAUCAAGAUCCAUAUUUCAGGGUUUGCAGAGAUGUUGCAGACAAAUUGAAAUUUAGUAAACCCUCGUUGAUUCAUUCAAGGUUCUUUCCAGCAUUGCAAGGGUCAACAACUAAAAUGUCAGCAUCAGAUGUAAAUACAGCAAUAUUUAUGACAGAUACAGCAAAACAAAUUCAGAAGAAAAUAAAUAAGUUUGCAUUUAGUGGUGGACAAGCGACAAUCGAAGAACACCGUAAAUAUGGAGGAGAUCCCGAAGUCGAUGUUGCCUAUCAAUAUUUAAGUUUUUUUGCGAAUGAUGAAGAGUAUUUACAAAAACUUUAUGAUGAUUACAAAUCUGGAAAAUUGUUAACAGGUGAAUUGAAAAAAGAGUGCAUUCAAGUUUUGCAAAAAUUUGUUAAAGAAUUCCAAGAAAGAAGGAAAUUGAUUAAUAAAAACACAUUAGAUAGUUUUAUGAAACCUCAUAAAUUGGUUUUUGCUGAAAAAGAGAGAUUAGUGCCAAUUAAGUCCAAACCAGCUAAAAAUACCAAAUAAAAUAUAUCAAAUAGUAAAUCGAACUAUAAUAGAAAUAUGAAUAUGUUUAAGGUUUAAAUAGAUGAGUUAUGAAUAACAUUGGAAAAACUUUUGUGCUUUGUUUUUUUGGUGUUUUGAGCAAAUAAUUUAUAUUAAAUAUAUAGAAAA